Molecule: messenger RNA, 867 nt
Organism: Fonsecaea nubica
Lineage: Eukaryota; Fungi; Ascomycota; Eurotiomycetes; Chaetothyriales; Herpotrichiellaceae
Exons: 3
Coding region: 1-867 (288 amino acids)
Biological process (GO): regulation of DNA-templated transcription
Source: RefSeq, a predicted model, not a curated record
AUGGCUCAACCAACAAGUCCGUCAAAGUCCCUGCCAGAGGGGGCACCCAAUGGCACUCCAACCGCAAACUCCCACCAUGUGAGGUCUAACUCGGAUGUGCCUAUAGAUCCCUCGAUUUCGCAAGCCAGUCCGACCUACCCUCCCUACUCGCCCUAUCCGCAAGGACAGGACAUGCAACAUGCGUACCAGCCUCAGCACCCGCCCUACAUGCCCCAGCGACCACCGCAUGAGCAGUGGGGUGGCUAUCCACCACAGCAUGGCAUGCCCGCGCCGUAUCCUCAUCCUGGACCAGGCGUCCAAGGCCCGCCUCAAACAUCAGCUGCAUCCCGCUCUGGUCAGGUGUACUCGUUCGUCCCUAUCCCGGGUGCGCAGCAACAUAAGCGUCCGCGCCGUAGGUACGAGGAAAUUGAGCGCAUGUACAAAUGUGGCUGGAAUGGGUGCGAAAAAGCAUAUGGGACACUCAAUCAUCUGAACGCGCACGUGACGAUGCAGUCGCAUGGAACCAAGAGAACUCCGGAAGAGUUCAAGGAGAUCCGCAAGGAGUGGAAAGCUCGUAAGAAGGAAGAAGAAAACGCGCGCAAGGCCGAAGAAGAGCGCCAGAGAGUCGCUGCUCAGGCUAACCAGGUGGACGGUCCACCAGGCGAUGCGCAUCCCGUCCCUGGACAAGGCUAUCAACAAAAUGGAGCUCGACCGUCGCUUCCACCCAUUGGCUACCAAUCCGCCGACGGACAUGCUCAAGGGCAAUAUGGACAGCCGCAAGGCGGUAUGGUCUAUCCACAAGGAAGCACCCAGAUGAACAGCUAUCCCAAUUAUCCGAAUUCGCCUUAUGCCCAACAAGGCCAGGUUUACCAACAACGCCAAUACUAG